This is a messenger RNA of Puccinia graminis f. sp. tritici CRL 75-36-700-3, 2028 nucleotides long. RefSeq lists its product as uncharacterized. The transcript has a single exon. The coding region runs from base 1 to 2028 and encodes 675 amino acids. Lineage: Eukaryota; Fungi; Basidiomycota; Pucciniomycetes; Pucciniales; Pucciniaceae. The record is from RefSeq and is a predicted model, not a curated record.
AUGAGUCUACCGUUCAGCACACCAGAUUUGGAAGACGGAUUUGCACCAUUAACCCCUUUUAGGAACCGAAUUUUUGAUCAACCUUCAGGAUCAUCUUCAACUUUCAAUUGGAAUACGGAAACUACAUUGCCACCACCGAAGGAUAAAGGAAAGGGAAAAGCAAGUGAAAUACAAGAUAUAACGGAGGAGGACUCAGAUUCAGGCGACAUUACACCUCAAAAACAAAACUUACCUCCCUUGUCUGGAUAUGGGCUUCACAACACCCAGAAUGCAGAUGAGCCAGUGUAUAAUCGACAACAACAACAACAACCAGCAAAUCAACAACCAAUCCCUCAAGUCGCACCAAGGAUUAUCAAUGAACCCGGACUGUUUUACGAUGGCGAGAACUUUGGAACAUUCCUGAAGCGGUUUGAACAAGCAGCUAGAGCAUUCAAUGCAACAGACUACGACAAGGCGUUACAAAUUGGGCGAUUCAUGAAAACCGAGGAGCUCAAGAUCCAACUAGAAGCCAUGGACGGGUUUGAGAAAUGCGAAUGGGUGAAAUUACGAAAGGAAAUGGUCGAAACCUGGGGAGAAUUGGAUAAUACAAUCUUGUACACAACCAACGACCUAGUGGAUAUCACCAAAGAAUACGGCGUAAAUGGCGGAAUCAAGGAUCAUCGGGAAUUCAAAUUGUACUUAGGAAAAUUCACCACCAUCCUUAAAUACUUAGUGACCAACAAGCAAAUUCAUCAGAAGUCAGAUGCAUCAAUACUCUUCUUGAGUGCAUUCUCGCGGGAAAGUCAAAUGAAUAUCAAACGUACUUUAAUUAGUUAUGAACUACUUCCAAAGGGACCGGAUGGAAGCAACUUACCACCACGCUGGGAAGACUUGGUUGAAGCAUCAAGGUUGGAAGUACGGAUCGUGGAACCCGGAUAUUUUAACAUCUCAGGAUUUGGCGAAUCUAAUCAAUUAAUGCAGAAUAAACUGAACGCACAGAAAGGAAACAGUCAACGAAGAGAUCAAAUGAUUGCGGAAGCACCUACAGGCAAAGCCAUGGAUAAACAGGUAGACGAGAUGGCUCGAGAAAUUGCUUCACUCAAGUCUCAAUUGAAGAGCAUAAUUCCAGUAUCGUACAAUCAAUCCGGAUCUAACGAAAAAUCAGAAUUCUCGCGGGGAAAUGCUAAACCCUCGACGCCGCUAUACAAAACUCAAGCCUGCUAUUACUGCAAGAGGGAAGGGCUGACAACUUACCGAUGCCCAGAGCUAGCACAAGAUGAGGAUCUAGGAUUAGUCAAGCGUACUGGCAGGGACUGGUAUCUACCUGACGGCCAACACAUACCCUGGAAUCCAUCAAGACCCAUUAGGACAGUAGUGGCAACAGCAUCAGCAGACCCCAAAAUGCAGGAGGCAGCAAAGAAAUUAGCAGAAUCCCGUAGAACAGGCAAAACUCAAACCCCUACUACAAUAAAGACUUCAGCUCAAACUAUUGAUUGGGACCCACCACAACUGGGAGCAGAUAAUUUUCUAGUAAAUCACACAAUUACUCGAUCUGAGGCCCAACGAGGAAGACGCAGUGUUUGGAUUCAAGAACCGGAAAGGGACGCAAUGGACGUGGAUCAAGAAGACGAGAUUUCCGAAAUUGCGGAGGAAACACCUAAAACACCUGUGGUAGAGAAAGUAUGGAGCAAAGAAAAGCCAGUUAAUAAGGUCAAGGCCGCAACACCAGAAGAAGCUCUGUUGCAGGAGUUAGAUCAUUUGAAAAUUCCAACAACCUUUGCACAACUCACGGCUAUUUCACCAACCUACACGGAGCAAAUAAUUGCAAAACUUCAGAACCGACUCCCAGGAAAGAGUAGUGCGACAUAUAUUACUACGGAAACCGCAAAAGUCUCGGCAGCUAUGACGGGGGUUGAUAACCGCACGCCAACCCCCAUGGCGCACGCCAAUCCGCACGCCAGGCGCAGAUUGGCGUGCGGGCCUGCACGCCAAUCUGCUGCAGGGGAGUUGGCCUGCAGUUGGCGUGCAGGCCUGCACGCCCAACAUUAG